GAAAAAAAAAUAACGGAGAAGUUAGAAAAGAAAAAAAUUACGAAGCAGAGCAACGUAAGAGAAGAGAGGAGAAGCAUCGAGCGCUUGAUUUUGAAUCGGUUAAUUAGUUCUUCUGAAACGCAUUUACGGUUUGCAUAACCAACGAGGCUUUUCGUUAGAUGAGGCCAAUCAGGCUUCCCGAACCUCCCACCGGAUUUUCGGGCAUGCCUGAGAUCUUCGAAGGUGGGAUUUCCGGCGUUAUCAGACGCGCCGUCGUCAUCGGAAACGGUUUUGCCGGCUCCGAGAACCAGAGCAUUGGUUUGGUUCGAGCGCUUGGCCUCUCAGGUCGGCAAUCCUUUUACCGUAUCAGUAGGCCGAGAGGAGGAAUCAACGAAUGGCUUCACUGGCUUCCAGUUUCUCUGCACAAGAAAUUUGAGCGUAUCGUCCGGCGAAUUCGAGGACUGAACCGAGUUCAACCUCUUUCACAUGGAAUCAAUGGCCUAUCUGAUGUUUUGGAAGCUGAUGCAAAGCAGAUUGCAAAUAUGGCUCGUGAAACUUUUGACAGGGAUGGCCCAUUGCUAGUGGUUGCUUCUGGCAGGGAUACUAUUGACGUUGCAAGCUCCAUAAAACGUUUAGCCCCGGAAAAUGUUUUUGUUGUGCAGAUACAGCAUCCAAGGUCACGUCUAAAUAGGUUUGAUUUGGUGAUAACUCCCCGUCAUGAUUAUUAUCCAUUGACUCCUCAUGCACAGGCGCAAAUUCCUUGGUUUCUGAGAAGGUGGGUUACUCCCCGUGAACCACCAGGAAAAAAUGUGGUUCUCACUGUUGGAGCCCUUCAUCAAGCUGAUUCUGCUGCACUAAGGAGUGCUGCUUCUGCUUGGCAUGAUGAGUUGGCACUGCUUCCCAAACCUUUGCUCGUAGUUAAUAUUGGUGGACCUUCAAGCAACUGUCCAUAUGGUGUUGAUCUUGCAAAACAGUUAGCAUCUACACUACAUGAUGUUCUUUGGAGCUGUGGAAGUGUGAGAAUGUCUUUCUCUCGAAGAACUCCUGAGAAGGUGUCAAAAAUUUUGGUGAAAGAAUUCAGUACAAAUCCUAAAGUGUACAUUUGGGAUGGCAAAGGUUCAAAUCCACAUAUGGGACAUCUAGCCUGGGCUGAUGCUUUUGUCAUCACUGCUGAUUCAGUCAGUAUGCUGAGUGAGGCUUGCAGCACUGGCAAGCCUGUUUAUGUGAUUGGAGCGGAGCGUUGUACAUGGAAGUUUGCAGACUUUCAGAAGUCUCUGCAGGAACAACGUGUGGUCAGACCAUUUACUAGCCAAGAGGAUAUAUCCAAUAGCUGGAGCUAUUCUCCACUUAAUGACACUGCAGAAGCUGCUAACCGGGUAAAUAUGGCACUCGCUGAGCGUGGAUGGAGAAUACGUACAUAGUCAGCUUUUUGAAAUAUUUGGUUAUGUGUAUUUGCAGUGUUUUAAGAAGUGGUUCACUCAAUUUUGUCCAACUAAUUUAUAAGAUAGUUUUUCUACAAUUUGAUUUUUGUAAUACCCUUUAUCUUUGUAGAUUGACUUCGGGAUGUUGAAUUGUUUAAGAGAAAUAGCAUUAACAGUCAAGCAAAGCGGUAUACAUAUACCAAGUAUAGAUUCUAUUUGUUCGCUUCACAAACCAGAUUAGAAAGAAAAUUUGUAAUUCUAACCUGAUACGUUUUAUGUUGUUUUGUUAAUAGAAGUCAAUCUUUACA
Ziziphus jujuba (common jujube) is the source of this 1708-nucleotide messenger RNA. RefSeq names its product mitochondrial fission protein ELM1. NCBI's taxonomy places the organism in Eukaryota, Viridiplantae, Streptophyta, Magnoliopsida, Rosales, Rhamnaceae. Bases 159 to 1400 code for a protein of 413 amino acids. The record is from RefSeq and is a predicted model, not a curated record. The transcript has 11 exons. Gene Ontology annotation, cellular component: mitochondrial outer membrane. Gene Ontology annotation, biological process: mitochondrial fission.